UCAACGGAAACAUCUUGCCAAUAAGCAAAAUGCAUGCCCGGUGGUGUGUAAUAGACUAAUGUGCUCAAAGUACUUGCUGUUCUUUAUAGUCUACAGAACAUUGCAGCCCCAACAGUGAACAAGUGGCUAUACAUUCUAUGUCUAUUACUCGAUAUUAAGAAGAAAAUAACUAAUUCAUUAAUUAAGUGCUACUCAGUCAGAGAUACGGCUUAACGACUUGCUUCAUACUUACAUGAAAGAGGAAAGCCUUAUUAUGCCUUAUUCAUUUGACUUUGUAACAAAACGGACACAAUUAUUUUCCCGGUUAACGGUCGGGUAAGCAAACAUAAUUUAGGUCAUAGCCUAUUACACUGGCACACUUUGACAUAUAUAGCUGACUGUAUAGGCCUGUUGAGUGAAACUUUUCUUGUCAGCCACAGAGAUAUAGGCCUAUGUUAAGAGAAAAAAAACGUACAAAUGUUUGGAAGUAUCUCGGUGGGAGGGAUUCUUGCUGCAGGAAACCUAGGUGGCGUGCAGAGCUUAGAGGCGAAACUUUCCGUGAGCGCACAUAAAGAGACUGGAGCGUGUAAGCCUCAGACACCUGAUGCGCAUCGUCCAAACGCUUUAGAACAAGGGAACGGAUCUCCGCAAGAGAUAGUUGUUUUGGGGGGAUUUUAUCGAAACACCAUAAAACAGACGCUUUCUAAAUCUUGGAUAACUUCAACAGAAAUUCUUAACUAAAUUAACUGAAACUGUAAUUGCCUACUUUAUUAUUACUGGACUUUCAGAGAUGGCACUGUCUUUUCAACGCAGGUGUUUGCUUUUGCUGUGUUUGGCUGCUAUCCAGAGUGGUCAUGCUGCCGUUCAGACGUGCAUGGAUAAGCACCAGGUGGUUGGGGUGCUUCGUCAAAUGGAGAAGUUUCUGAAAGGCCAGGAGAUGCGGUUUACAGAGGGUCUCAGGAUCAUGAAGUCAAAGCUGGCGACGCUUCAGAACUCUGUCUCUAAGUUACCUCAAGCAGACCAGUCAGCUGCUCCCACCACCUGCCCUUCUCUGGAAGCUCCUGCUCAUGGAACCAAGUUUGGCUCAAAGUAUUUUGUAGGACACGAGGUCCAUUUCACUUGUUCCCAGGGCUACCAUCUUGUCGGUUCUGCCACACGUGUAUGCCGGGACAACGGCACCUGGACUGGCAUCAGUGCCAUCUGUAAAGAUGUAAGUGAGUGUGCAAGUAAUCCUUGCCAAAAUGGAGGUACCUGUGUGGAAGGUGUUAACCAGUACAAAUGCACCUGCCCCCAGAACUGGAGUGGCUCUCACUGCCAGCACCAAACCCAGACAGCCCCACCUGAGUGGAGUGUUAUGAAUGAUCCAGCCUUCAGCCGGAGACCUCGCUGUGCCCAAGUGAACCGAGCACAACACUGCAGCUGUGAUGCAGGCUUUCACAUGAGUGGCACCUCUGACAACAGUAUCUGUCAGGAUGUAAAUGAGUGUGAAGUCUACCGGCUGGACCAAGGAGGGAAGCUGUGCAUCCACGAGUGUGUGAAUGUCCCAGGCUCGUACCACUGCUCUUGCCCCAGCGGCUACAAGUUGCUCCCAGAUGGGCGGAGCUGUGAGGAUGUGGACGAAUGUUUAAGCCAGCAGCACAACUGUAGCCGAGGGACAACUUGUAUCAACACAGGGGGAGGCUUUCAGUGUGUCAACCCAGAGUGUCCCCGUUCUCAUGGCAACAUCAGCUACGUCAAGACAUCUUCCUUUCAGUGUGAGAGAAACCCCUGCCCCAUGGACAGCCGCUCCUGCCACCUGGCUCCAAAGACCGUGUCCUUCCACUACCUGUCUCUGCCCUCCAACCUGCAGACUCCUGCCACGCUUUUCCGUAUGGCAACCGCCACCGCCCCAGGGCGCACGGGGCCAGACAGCCUGCGCUUCGGGAUAGUGGGCGGAAACCCCCGAGGCAUCUUUGUCAUGCAACGUUCAGACAGACAGACUGGUGAGCUGAUCCUGGUCCAGCCGCUGCGCGGACCGCAGGAGAUCAGCAUUGAUGUGGACAUGUCUGAGUAUAGCGACCGCACAUUUCAGGCCAAGCAUGUGGCCAGCGUCCACAUUAUCAUUUCACCUUACAACUUCUGAGAGCAAGCUUGCAAAGGAGGAAGGUUAGAGACGGAGAGGUGAAGGAGGACCAAGGAAGAGUGUGUAAUGGGCACUGAGUUUACUGAUACUGUUUUUUUUUCAGCCCCUAUCAGAAAGUCAGUUGUCUGAGUAGCCAAACACAGAGCAGCAUUUGUUCAGUGGCCAAAUUACCAAAAGAGUGAGAGUGACAAGCCAAUAUUUAACAGUUACAUUAUGAAUAACAAUAUAUGGCAAAACACAUCAUAGAUGCUUCUUUAAGUAAUUCUUUAAGUUUAAGUCAGUUUGAGCUUUGACUGGUGAUGUUUGAAUGAGUGUGAUUGAAUGCAUGAAAACUAGCUAAGCAAAGUCAUAAUGGUUGGUUGGGAGAGAUUGGUAACUGUUUUUUGUCGUUGCUGUUGCUUGAUGUCUGUAUUUUAUGUCCAUUAUAGAUGAUGUCUGUGUAGCUCAGGGUCAGGCCCCGGGGCUGUUGCACUGCCUCGCUUUAUUGAUGAUCCCUAUAAGACAUUACGACAUUAGUGCUCCCAUGGCUCUAAUUUAUUGGAAAUAUUGUUGCUGGUUUUUACAUUGUAACAUAUUGUACGCCACAUGUUUAUCUUCCAUCAUAUACUGUAUAUUUGUUUUGUUUUUCUACCAGCUUGCCUUGUUUAAGGUACAAUUCAUUAUACUUUUUAGAAAAUGCAGUACUGUACCUGUGCAUAUCAGCUCUAUUACUCAUAUUCUGUAUGUAACGCAGAUCUAGUCUCAUUAUAUUCUAAAUCAAAGAUGAUUUAGCAAGCUUGCCAAUUCACUUCACAAUUUAUAUGGAAUUUUAAUUGUCUCCACAUAACUGAAAUAAAGUCAGUCCAACAUUUCA
Molecule: messenger RNA, 2954 nt
Organism: Micropterus dolomieu (smallmouth bass)
Lineage: Eukaryota; Metazoa; Chordata; Actinopteri; Centrarchiformes; Centrarchidae
Product: fibulin-7
Exons: 8
Coding region: 770-2101 (443 amino acids)
Molecular function (GO): calcium ion binding
Source: RefSeq, a predicted model, not a curated record